AUGAGUGGGAUCGUCACACUCGAAGAGUUUCUAGAGAUCUUGAAUGAGGAGCAAUAUAUUGAUAUUGUCAAAUUGAGGAACUACGCUCGGCAUGGUAUUCACCCCCAAGUGCGUGGCGAAGUAUGGCUGUAUCUACUGGGCGUGCUUUCAGCCGACAAAAGCCAGGAAAUGACCACAGUGCGUAACAAGUUUCUCGAGUAUGAAGGUGUGAGUAAGCGAAUCCCGUCAAUCGAGAAGGACGUGCGCAUAGAAGUACUCCGUUACUUUCGGCAUCGCAUGAAUCCCACCCAACAGCGACACAAACAGGAUGCAAACUCUAUCAUUCGAUCUUCCCGGUCUAUCGAUAAUUUUCCCGAAUACAGCCAUGAGAGUGGACAGACGACCGCGGAAUCCGGUGUAGGUGGGCCCCAUAUACCGCGUAUUCUGCCUUCGACACAGUAUGGACUAGCCAUUAUGCGCGAGAACUCAAAUGUGGACGAUUCAGAGCUGAUCAAUGACCAGCGGCGACUCUCACACUGCGUCGAAAAUGUCUUGUGCGCGUACCUCAAUCGGCACCUCGUAUCGCAAGAAGAACCCGCGCAACCCGAGCGUGAAUCGGGCGCUUUGCAAUCCGAGUAUCUGCCCGUUCACAUGCAAAAAGAAUUCUCAUGGCCCUUCCAUCCGCACUCGCACCCAGGCGAUCAAAUAAACAAUUUUCACCCUUCUAUGGUUUACUUAUGCGCACCUUUCGCACGAUGCGUCCGCGCAGAGGCAGGCAUGUAUUUUGCAUUCGACCGUCUCAUGGGCAUGAUUCGUGAGUAUAAUGAGACGUGUCCCAUUCCUCAGCGCGUCGCCACCUUCCUUACUCUGUUCCGUAAGACCCUACCUGAACUCUACGCAUACUUUGAGGCGGAGGAAGUCGAUAUACUCUCUGUCGCUACGAGCUGGCUACAGCAUCUGCUCGCGCGAGAGAUGCAAAGUCACGAUUUGAUGCGUCUCUGGGACACGUACUUCGCUGUGCCAGACUUGCUUGACUUGCACCUCUACGUAUGCCUCGCAAUUCUUACCAAUUGCAGAGAUGCACUUGAAGAUCUCGAUCGUUCUGAAACGAUGAGCAUGUUGUUCUCACUACCGCCCCUGAAUGUCGACCGCAUCAUCAGCGAUGCUGUCAACAUUCGAUUAAGCCUCGAGCACGAUGAAAUGUAUGAAUAG
This is a messenger RNA of Malassezia restricta, 1191 nucleotides long. RefSeq names its product TBC domain protein. Bases 1 to 1191 code for a protein of 396 amino acids. Gene Ontology annotation, biological process: activation of GTPase activity. NCBI's taxonomy places the organism in Eukaryota, Fungi, Basidiomycota, Malasseziomycetes, Malasseziales, Malasseziaceae. The transcript is spliced from 4 exons. Gene Ontology annotation, molecular function: GTPase activator activity. The record is from RefSeq and is a predicted model, not a curated record.